Fulvia fulva is the source of this 1755-nucleotide messenger RNA. RefSeq lists its product as uncharacterized. The transcript is spliced from 2 exons. NCBI's taxonomy places the organism in Eukaryota, Fungi, Ascomycota, Dothideomycetes, Mycosphaerellales, Mycosphaerellaceae. Bases 1 to 1755 code for a protein of 584 amino acids. The record is from RefSeq and is a predicted model, not a curated record.
AUGCGAUCUGGCCGCUCUGUCAGCCGCGGCAGAAGCCAGCCACCAGAGGACAACCACGCCGACGAGCCGCAAACAGAGUUGCAACAAUUGAAUGAAACGAUCGCUGCCCUAAGUAGAAGGAAAGCCGAACUCGAAGAUGUCGUCGAAGACAACGCUAGAAGCCACUCGACCAGACGCCAGGGAAGGAGUCGCGUUGAUGAGUACAUUGAGAGAGAUGUAUAUGACGACGAGACUCCCAGCGAAGGAAGCUACAAUUCUGACGCCGAGAAGUAUCAAUUGACCGCUGAUGCUUCUUCGACAACUGUCGUCCAGCCUGCAAGGAACGCAUUCGGAGAUUCCGGAGGCCAGGGUCCCUCCAGGUCCAGCACUACUACAAAGUCUGGCGGGGCGACCAGUACACGCGGUGGUUAUGUUUCGGAGCCUACCAGAGUUCCAAAAGCCGUACCGGCGCCUACCUUCACUUCGACACAACCCGCAGGCGAGUCGGUCGGCGGUGGACUUCCCGCCCUGAGCUUUAUCAAAGGACCCCAGGACAAGCCCGGCCUUUUGAAGAAGAUAUUUGCAUCCAAGGCAGCAAGUCCAGAGGUUGACAAGGAUGAGGUCCUGGCUCAUAACAUGAGCAUCUUGGUCGGUGGAGUGAUUGCGUUUGCUGGGAAGUAUUUCAAGAAUGAGAUAGCUGCCAAUAAGAGGAAGGCGUUCUUUGAUGAGCUCUUGACACAAGAUAACAAGCACUUGCUCCGUUAUUUGGGUUGCUUGGCCAUUGCUGGGAACCAAGGAGAGAAGUCUUGGGUGAAGCUGCUGACUGAAGAACCCACUCGUGAGGCUCUUGCGGUUGGCGUGCUUGGUCGCGGACUGAAGGAGCAUGUCUUCGCGGAGCUGUGGUUCGGUGGAAGGAGUGCCCAAGUGGCGAAACUGGACAAGCUCGAGAAAGAUGAGGCGUUUGGGAAUCUUGAUGGUUUCUCGCGUACUGAAAAGCGAGCUGAAGUGGUGAAGGCAUUCGUGACUCAGAAGGAAGAGUCUGCCAACAAGUGUGAACUGGAGACUGGCUGCGCAAAGGUUGCGCUUAGUCUGGACACGAUGCUCAAGCCAUUCCUGGAUCCGAAGAAGCCUGGCAAAGCAGAAGAACGCCAGAAAGGACUCUACGACAUCGUCUACUUUGCUGGCAGACUGAGCCGCAUUAUGCGCCAGGCACCCGAUGUCGUCUACUACUGGCCGCCGACCUUCAAGGACGAGGAGUUUGAGCCAUCAAGGAUGGAGGUCUUCAACCUGAAAGACAUGAUACUGAAGUCGCCCUACGAGAAGACGAAAGUCCAGGGCAUCGAGCGUGCCAUUGUGAGGGAGGGUCACAAGGACGACAAUACCGAAGCCAUCGUCCAGAUCGUCUGCUUUCCCGGUCUAGUCGCCUACCGUCAAUAUGGUGGUGGAACAGGCGGGAAGGAGAUCGAAGCCGAGCAGAGUCGCGGAACCAUCAGAGAGCCUGACGAUGUACGCCGUGCCCGAGCAUAUCGGGUGCGCAAUGGGGUUGAGGAAAUUCCAGACCCGAGUUCCCAUGGCUUCCGGUCCAGACUCGUGUGCAAGAGUGUGGUGCAUCUGAUCUGGGGCAAGCAGCGUCUGCUGACCAGAGAAGCCGGCACUUCAGCUCAUAUCGACGCCGUGAGGGAGGGUCCGGCCGGGAUGAAGAAGUACGAGGAGGAUUACAAGGAGUACAAGGAGCUGUAUGACAUCGCUGAGUCACGAUGGGCGCAAGACGAGUAG